AUGCCGGAGAUGAAGCUGAUGGUCAGGGCACUGCCAUUUCCCAAACUCGCAGUCGCUUUGGGAUUCACCAGAAGAUGCCUCUGGUCCAUUUCCCAGCCCCCUGAUGCCCACAGCCACUGGGGCUUGGCAGUGAUCCUCUCCCCUCCUUUGCCAGCAUUCCUCACAGCCAGUCUGAGUGUCCUGACGUCUGACGGGGGCCCCUUCGCCUCUGGUCCUGAGUGGGGAAACCCUGUGGGGGCUCCCUGCCUGCUGGGGCCCCCGCCAGCUUGUGGCAGGUUCGGUGUCCCUGCUGGGGAGAGGCCCGCGGGGCUCGGGGACGGCGUCCAGCCGGCCAGGAAGAACCAGCACGUGUCCAAUGUGUCAGUGCAGCUGGAGAUGCGGAGCCUGUGGGAGGAAUUCAACAGCCUGGGCACUGAGAUGAUCGUCACCAAAGCGGGGAGGAGGAUGUUCCCCACCUUCCAGGUGAAGCUCUCGGGGCUGGACCCGCUGGCCGACUAUGUGCUGCUCAUGGACUUCGUACCCCUGGAUGACAAGCGAUAUAGAUACGCCUUCCACAGCUCCUCGUGGCUGGUGGCUGGCAGAGCGGAUCCCGCUGCGCCCGGCCGCGUCCACUUCCACCCCGACUCGCCCGCCAAGGGGGGCCAGUGGAUGAGGCAGAUCGUCUCCUUCGACAAGCUCAAACUCACCAACAACCUGCUGGACGACAAUGGCCACAUCAUCCUGAACUCCAUGCACCGGUACCAGCCCCGCUUCCACGUGGUGUACGUGGACCCGCGCCGGGACAGUGAGCGCUUCGCCCACGAGAACUUCAAAUCCUUCACCUUCGUGGAGACCCAGUUCAUGGCGGUGACCGCCUACCAGAACCACCGGAUCACACAGCUGAAAAUCGCCAGUAACCCCUUUGCCAAGGGGUUCCGGGACUGCGAGCCAGAUGACUGGCCUAGGGCAUCAAGACCCCUACUGAGAACCUUGGCCUGCACUCGGAGGACAAGCCCCUCCUCCCAGCUGAAGGACACACAGGAGAAAGGGCUGCCGGGCCGGCGCUGUGUCAAGGGGCAGCUCCCCGCCACCCUCCUGCGAGAGGCCGCCCAGCUCCACAACCCCCCGCUCGUGCCACUCGUGGGGGCCCACGGUUUCCAGGACAACUCGGCUCCACAGCACCCUCUCCCCACAGAGCUGGGGCCCCCCCUGUACAAGCCCCUCUCCUACCACAGCGUGUACGUCAGGGCCAAGCCACGGGUGGCACCUUACCCGCUGCCUGCCAGCCUCCACCCCUUCAACAUCUACAGCGCCAGUCCCCCUGCCCUCAACUACGGGCAGCAGUGA
Gopherus evgoodei (Goodes thornscrub tortoise) is the source of this 1326-nucleotide messenger RNA. It is a transcript of the gene TBX10, whose product is annotated as T-box transcription factor 10. Gene Ontology annotation, cellular component: nucleus. The transcript has 8 exons. The coding region runs from base 1 to 1326 and encodes 441 amino acids. NCBI's taxonomy places the organism in Eukaryota, Metazoa, Chordata, Testudines, Testudinidae. Gene Ontology annotation, biological process: positive regulation of DNA-templated transcription; cell fate specification; regulation of transcription by RNA polymerase II. Gene Ontology annotation, molecular function: DNA-binding transcription factor activity, RNA polymerase II-specific; RNA polymerase II cis-regulatory region sequence-specific DNA binding. The record is from RefSeq and is a predicted model, not a curated record.